Messenger RNA from Mugil cephalus (flathead mullet), 7567 nucleotides. RefSeq names its product dishevelled associated activator of morphogenesis 2 (gene daam2). The record is from RefSeq and is a predicted model, not a curated record. Gene Ontology annotation, molecular function: actin binding; small GTPase binding. Gene Ontology annotation, biological process: actin cytoskeleton organization; positive regulation of canonical Wnt signaling pathway; negative regulation of oligodendrocyte differentiation. The transcript has 27 exons. Bases 400 to 3651 code for a protein of 1083 amino acids. Lineage: Eukaryota; Metazoa; Chordata; Actinopteri; Mugiliformes; Mugilidae.
CUGCUCCCAGCACAGUCAGCUGAAAUCCAGAGCUCAGCUCAGAAGCUCACAGAGUGGGAGCGGACAAAACGCAGCAGCUUUGGUCAAGGCAUGGAAUUUUACCAUAGAGCUCACACUCCAAAACGCACAAAGAGUCGUCCAAAAACCGAGGAUGCAGGAAUGCUGUAACUUUCUCUUCUGACUUUGCUUUGUGGAGAGGAUCUUUUGUCCAUUGCUUGUGACGUGACACAGAGACAGUUCAUCUCUUAAUGCAGCACGUCUGAAGUGGAUCAUGCCCCCUAGAUAGCAUCCUCGUCCUCCUCUCCUCUCCUCCCCCUCCCUGCCCCUCGGCCCCUUCCUCUACCUUCCUUGUCCAGCGCCACAACUGCCACCUGUGCCACCUGUGCCACAGCGGCCACCAUGCCCCCGAGGAAGAGGACGCGGCCAGGCCUGGGCUUCCUGUGCUGCUUCGGCAGCAGCGAGCCCCCGGAGAUCAACCUAAAGGACACCGUCCCACUGCAGCUGCUGGAGUUCAGCGCGCCCAUGCCGCCUGCAGAGGAGCUGCACGCGCGUUUCUCUGAACUAGUGGAUGAGCUUGACCUGACUGAUAAGAACAGGGAGGCCAUGUUUGCUCUGCCCGAUGAGAAGAAAUGGCAGAUCUACUGCAGCAAGAAGAAGGAGCAAGAAGACCCCAACAAGCUGGCCACCAGCUGGCCCGACUACUACAUUGACCGCAUUAACUCCAUGGCGGCUAUGCAGACCUUGUUUGCCUUUGAUGAGGAGGAAAUGGAAAUGAGGAACAAGGUGGUGGAGGAUCUGAAGACGGCGCUUCGGACUCAGCCAAUGAGAUUCGUCACACGCUUCAUCGAACUAGAUGGCCUCACCUGCCUACUCAACUUCCUGCGCAGCAUGGACUACGAGACGUCGGAGAGCCGCGUCCACACCUCCGUCAUCGGCUGCAUCAAGGCUCUGAUGAACAACUCGCAGGGCCGCGCUCACGUCCUGGCCCACCCCCAGAGCAUCAACACAAUCUCACAGAGCCUGCGGACGGAGAACGUCAAGACCAAAGUGGCGGUGCUGGAGAUUCUUGGGGCGGUGUGCCUGGUGCCUGAUGGGCACAAGAAGGUGCUGCAGGCCAUGGCACACUACCAGAAGUACGCCGCUGAGAGGACUCGCUUUCAGACGCUGCUGAAUGAGCUGGACAAGAGUACUGGCCGCUACAGAGAUGAGGUCAACCUGAAGACUGCCAUCAUGUCCUUCAUUAACGCUGUGCUCAAUGCUGGAGCUGGAGAGGACAACUUGGAGUUUCGCCUCCACCUAAGGUACGAGUUCCUGAUGCUGGGCAUUCAGCCGGUCAUCGACAAGCUCAGAGAGCAUGAAAACGCCACUCUGGAUAGGCAUUUGGACUUCUUUGAGAUGGUGCGGAAUGAAGAUGACUCAGAGCUGGCCAAAAGGUUUGAUUUGUCCCACGUAGAUACAAAGAGUGCUGGUGCCAUGUUUGAGUUGAUCAAGAAGAAACUGAGCCACACAGAUUCCUACCCACACCUCCUGUCCAUCCUACAACACUGCCUCCAGAUGCCCUACAAACGUGGUGGUGGCAGCCUGCAGCACUGGCAGCUCUUAGAUAGGAUCCUCCAGCAGAUAGUCCUGCAGGACGACAAGGGAGAGGACCCUGACAUUGCCCCCCUGGACAACUUUAGUGUCAAGAACAUCAUUCGCUUCCAUGGCUACCAGCGCUGUUCAAGGUUGGUCAAUGAGAAUGAGGUCAAACAGUGGCGAGACCAGGCGGAGAAGUUCAGGAAAGAUCAUGUGGAGCUACUAGCUAAACUAGAGAGGAAAGAACGAGAGUGUGACAUCAAGACGCAGGAGAAAGAUGACAUGAUGAAGACUUUAAACAAGAUGAAGGACAAGCUGCAGCGCGAGGGAGUGGAGCUGCGCUCAGCCAGGGAGCAAGUGCUGGACCUGUCGUCACGCAUCCAUGACAUAGCUGGCGGUAGUGUUUCUUUCCCGCCUCCCCCUCCGCCUCCUGGCGGCCCUGCGGCACCACCUCCACCGCCUAUGAUGUGCGGCUUCCCUCCACCCCCACCUCCUCUACCGUUUAGCUGCCCCCCUCCCCCACCGCCUCCUCCUCCACCUGGAGCCCCGCCUCCACCACCAGGUGCUCCUCCCAUGUUUGGAGUCCCGCCUCCUCCCAUCCCGUCAUCAUUCAACUCCAUGAGCAACAUGCGUUCCAAGUCCAUCCCUCAGCCUUCUCAUCCCCUGAAGUCCUUCAACUGGGCCAAACUAGGAGAGAAUGUGAUCAAUGGCACCAUCUGGAAUGACAUUGAUGACCUGAGAGCUUUCAAGAUUCUUGACCUCAAGGACAUAGAGAAGAUGUUUUCAGCGUAUCAGAGACAGCAGGACCUGCUCACUAACCAAUCCUUCAAACAGAAGGAGACGGGCUCUAUGGAUGACAUAUACGUCAGCACGCGGAAAGUCAAAGAGCUGUCAGUCAUCGAUGGCAGACGUGCACAGAACUGUGUCAUCCUUCUUUCAAAGUUAAAAAUGAGCAAUGAAGAAAUCAGGAGAGCGAUAUUAGAGAUGGAUGAGAGAGAAGAGCUAGCCAAAGAUAUGCUGGAGCAGCUGUUGAAGUUUGUCCCUGAGAAAAGUGACAUCGAUUUGUUGGAGGAGCACAAACAUGAGCUUGACAGGAUGGCCCGCGCUGACCGCUUCCUCUUUGAAAUGAGCAGAAUUGACCACUACCAGCAGAGACUACAGGCUCUGUUCUUUAAGAAGAAGUUCGCAGAGCGUCUAGCUGAAACCAAGCCUAAGGUUGAAGCCAUUCUGAACGCAUCCAGGGAGGUGGUCCGGAGCAAGCGUCUGACUCAGGUUCUGGAGGUGGUGCUGGCCUUUGGCAACUUCAUGAACAAAGGCCAGAGAGGCAAUGCCUACGGAUUCAAGGUCUCCAGUCUCAACAAGAUUGCUGACACAAAGUCCAGCAUAGACAGGAACAUCACCAUGUUGCACUACUUGAUCAUGAUCUUUGAGAAGAACUACCCAGACACGCUGCACAUCCAGGAGGACCUCGGCACUGUGCCAGAGGCCGCUAAAGUCAAUUUGGCAGAGUUGGAAAAAGAAGUACACAGUAUCAAAAGUGGACUGAAGGCCUUAGAGGCGGAGCUGCACUACCAGCAGAGCCGGACGAGGGAACGCGGGGAUAAGUUUGUGGCUGUGAUCGGUGACUUCAUCACUGUGGCUGGCUUCAGCUUCUCUGAGCUCGAAGACCAGCUGAGUGAAGCCAGGGACAAGUUUGCCAAAUCCCUGAAGUACUUUGGGGAGGAAGAAGGCAGGAUGCAACCUGACGAGUUCUUCGGGAUCUUCGACACGUUCUUGCAGUCGUUCAGCGAAGCACGACAGGACCUAGAGAAUAUGCAGCGACGCAAGGAUGAGGAGGAGAGGAGGGCACGGAUGGAGGCCAUGCUCAAGGAGCAGAGGGAGCGGGAACGGAGGUCCAAGAAGAGUGGAGCCUCAGAUGAGGUUGGCGGGGAGUUUGACGACCUGGUCUCUGCGCUGCGCUCUGGGGAGGUCUUCGAUAAGGACCUGAACAAGUUCAAGCGCAACCGCAAGCGCUCUGUCAACCAGCUGGUGGAGGGUGGUGGUCGCGAAAGAGCCGUCACCAAGGUCAACUACUAGGAUGGGAGAAGGAAGUUAAAAAACAAAACAAAAAGAAAGAAAGACCCUACACACCUAAAUUCUGCCAUGCCGUAGAUCUCUUUACACCUUUAGUCCUGGAGCAGUGACUGUUGACGCUGGGGAGGAUGUAAAUAACGGCUGGGCUGGACAUGUACUUAUAUGUGUGAACCGCUCUGCUGUCUUGAAGAAGCAGCCCUCUCCUCUAAUUGGUCUUGUAAAGCUAUUUUCAACCUGUUUAUCCUGGAUGUUGAAUGAUCUCCUGAGCUGGAUGAUGGACGGAUAGGUGGGUGGACACACCACUGUGACACAUUAUCCUACGUCAUUUGACCAUAUCCUUUUAACACUGUGCUCAAGGUUCUCACCCCACAGUUUCACUUUCGCUGUCAUUCCCUCUCCAACCUUUUACUGUUCCACUGUAACCUCCUUGGUGCUGGGGAAGUCCACAUCCCUUCCCUAUCUGGUUCUAAAACACAAGACUCUGGGAUCAGCCAGUCACACUGUAUAUAGAUGUGAUGCCAAGAGAACGGAUAUGGAAACAUACUAAGAAGUAUCUCCAGACAGAUUAUAAAACUUAAAAGAAAACACACACAAAAAAAGAAAUUGGAGGAACUAAGCCAUAGGUGUUCCCAGAAGAAGAGGUUCCUCAGCCGCAGAAUGGACAGAUGCUCCUAAACUAGUACUUUCUGAAAGCACUCUAGGAUUCUGUAAGAGUGCGGAAGAACACACGAUGGGCGGUUGUCGCUUCAGAAGAGAAGAUUCAAAGCAAGUUUCUCCAACGGCUCACAUCAUUCCCAAGGAAGGCGUACAUUCAGCGGACUUGGCGGGUUUUUACAUGAGACGAGCGGCUCUUCUCAAGGCAAGAACAACUCCUCGGCUUGAUCCACCCGACAAAACGAUGACUGUGCCACGUGGGUUAAGCCUCAACUACACUCUGAGACGGUGUCUACAUUGCUCUGGCAUUAAGCAGUGCCAAAGCAAAGAGAAAACACGUGUAAAUGUAUUAAUACAAAACAUACUGCAAUUAGGCGUUGAUAUAUAUUUAUAUUUAGAUGCAGACAAGCUAAUUGCAAAGAUGUAGAGGUUUUUUAUGUUUUGGCAUUUUGGGAUUUUGUACACACAAUGCAUUAUUUGUUGUUGUUGCAAGUUCACAUUGCUGUUGAAGUGAAUUUCUAUACAUUUUGCGCUUUAUGUAAAAGAGAUAACUGCUUGUCCUUUUCACACCUGUACGGCUUGUUUGCACUGUAGCUAUUCUGACAAACUUUACACUCAAAAGUCUACAAGCCAGCUACGAUGUUCUCUUUCUCCCAGAUGAACUUUAUCUAUAACAAAGAUAAAAACAAUGGGGUUCCUGCAGCUUCGCUGCUUGGACCCCCAAUGAAGGAAGGCCAAUUUAAAGUUCAAGGCACAAUCUGCAGUUAGUUUACAAUGCUCUCCCUGCUCUGCUGUCAGUCUGUUUCAUCACAGCGUCACCUGGAAUCAGACUCAUCAUACUACAUCUCACGUUUUUUUUGGGUACAACAUGGCACUUAAAGGGAGUAGACAUGCCACUUGGUAGAAGCUUUGAGGUUCCUUACUGGCCCUCAUUUAAAGGAGGUGCUCACCUCACCCCGAGCAACCGGUCACCAAACGAGUGUCGGACCCAGACACCCGAAGCCAACCUCAUUUUUAAAUGCAUUUCCAAAAAACGUAGCAGUGGGUGCACCAGAGGCUGUGUUUUAGUGCAGGGGUCACCCCGGUUAACAUUUAGAUCCAUUUCUAAAAGUGCAGUGGCUGUUUACAGGAUGUUGUCCUACAGACGGGCUCAGAGUCUCAAGUGGAGGCUUCACCGUGAAAAGAGUCACUCACAGUCUCUGCUUAUGGUUCUAUUCCAUUCCAUCAGUCACCAAAUGAAAGGAAGAAUCAAUAUGAACAGCAUAUAAUUUUCUAAACAGAAUCAUCCAGUAAGGUUUAAAUGACUCCUUCCAUUCACAUAUAGUACAUGGUACACUAAAGGGCCAUAUGUGAGGUUUCCAGGGUUGCACAAAGAUCACACUAAAAAAUUCUUUUGUUAACAAAUCUAUGUAGAAUCAGAAGAUGGGGCUCUUUCUCUCUUUCCCUUAACAAACCCAUCAAUUAACACCUGUUGCUGUAGCUAUUAUUGUGGCCCUAUGAAUGAAUAUUCCAGCGUGUCCAUACUCCUUCACUUUCUAGCUUUUCUUCCUCAUCUAUAAAUGUUAACCUUUAAGUGCCUCUGAUCCUGUUUUCACAGUUACUGUUCCUGUUACAGUGUUUUAGAGUUUGUGACGUUCCAAAACGUGAGUAUUUACAGUACGUGCUAGUAAAAUGGCAUUUGGGAUCAGGCUAACUGGCGCCAUCUUGUGGCUUGAGAUGAUGCACUUCACUUUGUGUUCACUACUAGUUGAAAGCAGUGUUGACGUGAUCUGGCCCUUGACUCUACAAACUGGACUCCACUCUGUGUAUUUAUGUCUGAUGUGGGUGGCAUGUCAUCAGGGAGGUUUAGUCUCUCCAUCCGUAUAUGUAAUCUGUGCUCAGUUGAACCCACUCCUUUCCCCCAUAGCUUUAAUUCAUCGACAGACCUUUCAGAAUGACACCUCGGUCUACCAGGAUUUAUACCUUCCUUAGUUCCUAAAAGGGAGAAAAGCAGAGCAUCAUGCAGCUCCCACAGCCCCACUCUUGGACACUACGGAUUAAAUCGAAAACCAAAUUUUGAAAAUGACAAAGGAGGAAAUGACAUAUGAUUGCCUAUUUCUAAACCAGCAUUUCAUGUAUAUGUGAGCUACUCUAUUUUCUAACAUCUACUCCUUUGUCUUUCAAGUUAAUCAGUGUCCAGACUUCAGCAGACCCUUUAAACUCUUCAUUCAGAGCUUUAACCAUAUUGUAGUGCAGACUAUUUACUGAGGGGUAUUGUGACAUUGUCAGUAUUAAUACAUGUCUGUGUUGUUACAUGUUUGGAUGUUUAUUUGGCCAUUGACUGGCUGAUUUUUGGAGUGUAAAGAUGGAAAUCAGACGAAAGAAAUUAGUAGCUUGUUCAAUGCACUUUUACGAUGGGACAUUUCCAUUUGCGGCACCAUUUUGAGGGCUUGGGUCCCUCCAGACAUGAGAGGGGUGCAACAGAAGCGGUGCAAAAAAAAGAAAAAAAAAACUGGUGUGUAGAGGAAAGAAAGAAGAAGGGCAAGUGAGAUUAGGGACUCCGGCUGGGCCGCUGGAAACAAAUCAAGGUUGAGUCAGAAGGUUGAAUGGCAGAGAUGGGAGUUGGAAGAUUUUUGGGUGGGUGGGGGGCGGGGGGAGUUCUUUCUGUCUCCACCACAUUUCUGUCAUUACAUGCACAUGCUGUUGACCUGCAUGCCCAAAGAAGGGUGCACAAAGUGUGAUGUGUUGACUUUUAACAGAAAAUUGCUUGCAAAAUGGAACACACACCACAGUUUGUACUGCCUGAGAGAAAGAAAAAAAAAAGUUGCACCCAUUCUUCGAGGUUGUAUAGUUGUGAGGAGUCAGUAUUUUUAUGGUUGGAAAAAAAAAGUAUCCUCCGCUGAAAGAUGUACAGUUGGAAAAAAAAAAAAAAGACGCGUUUUGUACACCGUUCUUGAUGUUUGAGAUAAGAUUAAAAAACGGAUUAACACAUUGAGGAAUGUUCCAUUUUCCUGUAAAUUGUACCUCUAUUUAUUUGCCUUAUUUAGUUUGCUAUAUUUUGUAUGUACACACAGCAUUACAACAAAAUGUUAUAUUAAAAAUAUGAAUAAUAAAAUAAAACUGUGGUCCGUGUAUGAUGGAUAGUUCUGAGACUUGUAUAAGAAUGAGAAUUGUUUUGUUUGUUUGUUUGUUGUUUUUUUUUUUUCAUUUCUAUAAUUUUAUUUUUGUUUUGUAUUUUCUCUCACCCUGUGUCUUUUGUAGGGUUACAAUAAAAUUUUGUCCCUUA